This is a messenger RNA of Amphimedon queenslandica, 754 nucleotides long. Its product is annotated as U3 small nucleolar RNA-associated protein 14 homolog A-like. Bases 21 to 635 code for a protein of 204 amino acids. The record is from RefSeq and is a predicted model, not a curated record. Gene Ontology annotation, cellular component: small-subunit processome; nucleolus. Gene Ontology annotation, biological process: rRNA processing. Lineage: Eukaryota; Metazoa; Porifera; Demospongiae; Haplosclerida; Niphatidae. The transcript has 8 exons.
UUUUCACGUGCUUGUAUAAAAUGGCUACUACAACAACAGGACAGUGUGAAGAUAAAGAAGAAAGGGAAGAGGCAGCGGAGUCUGACGAGGAGGCAGAGGAAGAUGAGGACCUACCAGAAACUAGUGGAGAUGAAGAGGAUGAUGGCGAGGCUGAAAAUCAGUUGAUACAAGCCAUUGCACUACUGGGAAAGAGACAGUAUACUAGACAAUGGAAUGAACCAUCAAGCAUCAUAUCAGAAUUUAACAUAUCAACUGAUCAACAAAAAAGUAUUGACACAAGUGAGCUAUUGCAAGGACUCACUAACAAGAAAGGACUGAAACAACUGAAGCAGAGACUGAAUAAAUUAAGUGAUAACACAACUCAGCUACUCAAACCAUUAGCCCCAAUACAAAAAGACAGAAUCCAUCGUAAAUUAGCUUACGAGAAAUCGUCAAAACAAAUCUCGGACUGGGAUCCAAUUGUCAAGCACAAUAAGAGAGCUGAUCACUUGCAGUUUCCAUUGCAAGAGGAUGUACCUGCCAUUCCAUCACUAAACACUAAAGUCGAAUCUUUUAAAGCAGUGACUCCAUUAGAGCAAAAGGUACAGUUUCAAAGACACUGUCAGCAGGUCUUUGGGAUUGCCAUGUUGUCCUAAUAUACUCUCCAUUUGAGCCAGCACCCUCAUUGAAUACAGAGCAGUACAGUGACACAUUGUUUCCUUCUUCUGCUAUCACGUAUAUUGGCUGAGACUUGCUUGAUGGAUCAGUAACAAAA